Molecule: messenger RNA, 1235 nt
Organism: Lepus europaeus (European hare)
Lineage: Eukaryota; Metazoa; Chordata; Mammalia; Lagomorpha; Leporidae
Gene: LRG1
Product: leucine rich alpha-2-glycoprotein 1
Exons: 2
Coding region: 84-1124 (346 amino acids)
Molecular function (GO): protein binding
Source: RefSeq, a predicted model, not a curated record
UGGGCGUCCAGCCCCCAGCCCAGGUAGGUAUAAGGGCAGCUCCCCAGGCCCCGGGCACCCGGAAGGGGGACCUCAGGGCUACCAUGGCCUCUUGGAGCGGAGAACGCAGCCAGAGCGCGGGGGGCCCGGAGCCCCAGGCUUCCCUCCUGCUCUCCCUCCUGCUGCUGGCUGCGGCCGCGGCCCCGGGGCUCGCCCAGAGCCCCGACGGCUGCCUGGUGCUACAGUCCAACCAGCGCACCUCGGUCUCCUGCCACUCGGCCGGGCGCUUCCCCAGCGACCUCCCGGCCGGCACCACCUUCCUGUCCGUGGAGUUCUCCAACCUGACCCGGCUGCCGGCCGCCGGCCUCCACGGCGUGCCGCGGCUCCAGGAGCUGCACCUGUCCAGCAACCGGCUGCAGGAGCUCCCGGCCACGCUCCUGUGGCCCGUGCCGCAGCUGCGCGUGCUGGACCUCACCCGCAACGCCCUCACCAAGCUGCCCCCGGGCCUCUUCCAGCAGGCGGCCCUGCUGCGGGUGCUGGUGCUGAAGGAGAACCAGCUGGGGGCGCUCGAGGGCUCCUGGCUGCAGGGCCUGGGGGCGCUGUGGUUGCUGGACCUCUCGGGGAAUGGCCUCUCCACGCUGCCCCCUGAGCUGCUGGCCAACCUCAGCAGCCUGCGUGUCCUUGACCUUGCCGGCAACCGGCUGAAGACCCUGCCGCCCGGCCUCCUGAGGACGCAGGUGCACCUGGAGCGUCUGCACCUGGAGGGGAACCGGCUGCAGGAGCUCCCGAGGGACCUGCUCGCCUCCCAGGGCCAGCUGGUCUACCUAUUUCUCAACGACAACCGGCUGGCCUCGGUGGCGGCCGGCGCCUUCCAGAGCCUCCGCCACCUCAGCAUGCUGGACUUGUCCAACAACCGGCUGGCCAGCGUGCCCCCGGGGCUCUUGGAGCCCCUGGGCUGGCCCUCCGGGUACCUGAGAGACGGCUUCGACCUCUCCGGCAACCCCUGGGUGUGCGACCACGACCUCGAAGAUCUCUUCCGCUGGCUCCUGGACAACAGAGACAAGAUGUUCUCUGCCAACGACACCCGCUGUGCCGGGCCUGAGGCUCGGCAGGGCGAGACGCUGCUGGCGGCGGCUGGGGCCUAGGCAGGCGUGGGCGGGGGCAGCGCUGAGGGGCAGUGGCCGGCAGACUCGACGCCCCCACUCAGUAAAUAGCCCCGCCUCCUCCGGGUGCGACUCGGGCCCCUCCCAACACGC